This is a messenger RNA of Symbiodinium natans, 3036 nucleotides long. NCBI's taxonomy places the organism in Eukaryota, Dinophyceae, Suessiales, Symbiodiniaceae. The record is from the annotation of a GenBank genome assembly.
AUGUUGGCUGAGAUGUGCGAUGUUCAGACUCGUGAUUGGGUGCACGACUUCCGGCAGCUUUUGGCAGAAGGAUUGCCCGGACCUCUGGAGCUGUUUGAGUUUCUGGUUGAGUUUGAUGCGUAUAAUGCGGCCAAUCCUCACAGCAACAACUUCGAAGCGAAUGUGGUUGGGAUGUGCGAUGCAUUCUGGGAACACUUUCACUGCCGUUGUGACGACCAGCUUUCUCCCGUGUUUUGGUUGCACUUCCUCUGCAAGAUGAUGGAGUAUUGGCUCGGAUUUCUACAGAAUGCAAACGGAGUGUCAUCGAUAAAGCGGGCAAUCGCAAUUGCGUGGACUCGUCUGGGUACCAAAGCUGAUGUUGCAGAUGUCUCAAAGCACGAUGCGAAGCUUUUGCUUUUCAGACGACACUGGGCUGCUUUGGAAUCCAUUGUGAGCAUCAUGGGCUUGUGCAGGGUCGGCCUGAAGCGUCGUGCACAACCUUUUCGAGGGUCCGCUCAAUAUGGUGGCUGCCAGCGUUGCUUGGCAUCCUUCAUGAUCCGCAUGCAUCAUGCGGCUCUUUUCAUGCAAUGCUGUUCCAAUCACGGAAGGAAGUUUUCUUUUACUGUGUGUUACAGUACCGUUGCUGAAGCAGACUGCAAGUUCGAGGCUGAACGGCAUUUUAUGGUGAAGGUUUUCGAUAUGAUGUUCGGACAAUCUCCAGAAGCCAGGCUCAAUGCCAUCGCUGGGCAGGCAGCAACCGUGUUCGCUGUGCUUUAUCAGGUCAGUCUUGUCAUUCCAGAUCAGAGAUUUGGCUGGAAAGAUUUCCUGGACUACGGCCGUGACGUGUUGCUCAGGGCUCCAUGCGGAUCUCUUGAGGCACUGCGAGAGCAUAAGGUUAGCUUGCCGCCACUUGACCACAAGCCGGACACUUUGCAGUCUUUGCUUGGGAGCUACAGCCUUCGGGACUCUGUGCAGCUUGCCCGGCUCUUUGCCAUGGACGCCGGCGACAUGAUUGGCAGGCUUGCGCAUCACGCCUACGUUCGGCAAGAAAGAGAGGAAGACGAUUGGCCUGCCAGCUUCCGUGACGUGCUCUCCCUCUCGGCUGAAGUGCCAGCAAAAGGAUUAUCCCAAUGGAUGUCCAUUAUCUUCCACAAGCACUUUGCCAGGGAUCUCGUGAAGCUUCUGGGCCUCUUCGUGCCAGUUGGUCACUCAGACAAGAUCACAUCGGCCCUUGAUCAGCUCUUCGCUUCGGGGAUGGGUGAAAUUCCUGUGGACAUAGCUUCGAUGUGUGACUUUGUGCUAGCCCAUUCGGAUCAUUGGAUCUCCGUGUGGCUGCUGUCGAACAUCGGCUGUAUCAAGUUUGCAAACAUCUGCGGCUGGUGUGACCUUGUCCCAUUGGUGGGUGCUGUGCUGGAUGCCAACUGGGGAGAUUUUGAGGAUCCAGGACCUAUGUGGGCCGUGAAGGUCCUGUGUUCUGCUCAGCAGGCUCUUUGGAGCCGCGGACGGCCUGAUGGAGCUGAGUACUUGACGGCGCUCCUCCAGCUGCCACUUGCAUCGACAAGGUUGAUGCUCACGAAGGAGCAGGCGCUGACGGAGGCACAGGAAGAUUGUUUUCGUGAGCUCCUGCAUCGGGUCGUUCCUCCGCUCAGUCAAAUGAUGGGCUUCAGCCGCGUGCUGGCUGUGCAGGAGUCUGCCGACACUAAAUGUGUGUUGUUGCUAGAUGUACACGCUGUGUACACACAUGCGGCAAAGGAGUCCAUCUCCGCAGAGUGGGCCAACUCCUUCGGGGCAUGGUACGUGCAUGCGGUCGCAAUGGCUUCGUUGCGAAGCACCUAUCCAAUGCUGUGUGUCGAGCAUGGUGUGCAUGCCUAUGAAAUUGCAGAGCAGCUGCUGAAAUAUUUCGAUCAAGAAAUUAAGAGAUCUGGUGCUUUUAUGCUCCUGAUCUUGGUCCGGUGUCUGGCACCCGUCCUCACGCACUUUGAUCUGGAGAGUUCCGUAGACAUAGAGUCCUUUCCCGACACAUUCGAUUCUUUGCGAGCAGUGCUCUGCUUCCACAACCAGCUGCUGGAUACAAAUUGUGAUCGAGUGAGCGAGCCUUUUUGGGCAGAGAUGUGGCAGCCCCUUAUGCAGUUUUGCCAGUGCGCCAAGCGUGUGCUGGCCCAAGAUCCUGGAGACAUAACAGCAGAAAGAGCCCAGCAAUUGGCUCGCUCCCAGAGGAUGUGGGUGCGAGUUCAAGCUGUGCUGCGGGAUUCGGAGGGCUGGCAGGCCGCGACUGAUAUCUUUGAUCGGUCUGAGUUCGAUGGCAAGCAGUCAGAAUUAGUGCAUUUGCACAAGGUGCUCCACUGGCUUGCAGAACACGACAUUUAUGGGUGUGCCGAGCUUGCGCAGGAAAUCAACCUGCAGGGGUCUCAUUUGACACUUCGGGAGCUGCAGAGCCACCUGCGCCUCGUGCGACAGGAGUUGCAGCCACUGGGUAGCCGCCUGACCCUGCUGGAGCACUUUGUGGACAAUGAGUCGCUGUUCUUCAAUGCUGCAGUUGGCGUGCAGGCGAGAGAUCAGCCAGGGAACGACAUGGCUGAUGCAGAACUUUGGAUAUCCGAAGCGGAUCGCCAAAUCAAGGCCCUUUUGGCGAAUGAGAUUCGACUUCAGGAUGCAAAAGUCUUCAUCGACAUGACGCGGCAGGUCAGCAUCCUGGAUGAGCUUGCCAAAAUCACAUCCUAUCCAGGAUAUGCAACCACAACCACAGAACUGCCAGCAACAAUUCAGCAGGCCUUGGAACUUGUUCAGUAUGCGGUGUCUGCUCACGUCGUGGCUGAUGUGGCCAUCAGCUUCGGUCUGGUGCCAGCAGACGAUGCAGACAUUCGCUACAUUGAGAGGCAAGCCCAGCAUCGGCCGAACCGUGCUCUGAAGGAAGCACCCCAAGAGUAUGAGAUGCUGGCGCGCCUUUUCAAGUGUGCCGAGGGCUCUCUCCAGGACAUCCACUUUGGCCUCAUUGCAAAGUUCCGCGAAUGCCCCUGCCCAAGCUGCCAUGUCAGAGUGGCACAAAGCAGAAUGUGA